CCCUUCAUUCAGGCUAAACUAUGGUUUUGGUUUUAAAUGCCCUGCACACCAACACAGCUGUCCUUAGUUGGUCAGGUUGAUCAGACCUCAGUUGGCUCAGUUUAAAGAUUGGCAGAGUUAUGCUGAUUAUAGUAUAUGGAUCCUAGAAACAAUCAUUUAUAAUUGUGAUGUACGUUACCUUACAACCUUACAAGGUUCAACAACACUAACAAAAGAGUGAAGUAUAUCCACAGACAGUCUUGAGAGAGUGCUAAUCAAGCAACACAUUGAGAACACCUGUGUGGGAGGACAACAGGUGUGCAGUAUUUGGUUUAACUUAAAAUGUAACUUAUGUACUGUUGUUGAUGUCUGCUCUACAGCUUCACUCUGGCAGCUCUGUACUUGCCUGUGCCCCUGUCCUGAAGGGAUCCAUCUUGCACUGAGCCAGUGUGGUGGCGAGGAAAGCCGGUUUCACGCCAACCCACCACUUCCCCAUUGACCCUCCAGGCAACCAGGCACAAAAUGUCUGCCAGGGGACACACUUUGGACUGGACCGAACUUCUCAGAGUAUAACCACUACAACCACUGCUCCACUACUGCUUCCGCCUCUAUACAUGGUCUGCUUAUCCAAACCCCAAAAUGAUGGAAACCCGUAUCAUUGACUGGCUUGUCUACCUGCCGAGCAGUGGCGCUUAAACAUGAUGUCAUCACUGUUGUCUACUUCAUUGCUGUGGUUGUUGGCAGCACCUUUGUGAGGAAUAUUUUCCAUAUUCAGAGGAAUAAUUCUCAGAUCUCCCUUCACCAAGCUGCAGGAAACUGAUGGCUGCUACAUUUACACUGGAUUGUUUCCACUGCCUGGAUUUUAAAAAGGAUCAUUAGCAACCUCUACCCUCGUCCGCCCCGGAGUUACCUGCUUCCAUAUACCUGUGUGUGAGUGUGACUUUAGUGUGAAUGUGUGUUUGUGUUUGCAUCUGCAUGGCGUAAGUGAGAGAACAUAAGGAAUUUUAACUUGUUAAAGAAAAAAACCCAGAAAGGACGCAGCGAACAAGUUGAAACAAGGAGUUGCAGUUAUGGCCCAGUGGAGGCACCAUCCAAGGACUGGGUGUCGGCUACUUCAGACUGUCAAAAGUGGCAGCAGAAUGAUGGGAUACGUAGGGCUUGAAGGUUCCUUGCGCACGGGCCGGUGGGUGUCCUCUCUAAUAUGGCUGGGUAUCCUGCUGCUGCAAGCAUCUCCGGCUGCCGUCUCGGCUCAGAAACUUGAUGAGAAUGACCCGGUGGUCACUACCACCAAUGGCAAGUUGCGUGGCAUCAAGAAGGAGCUCAACAAUGAGAUCCUGGGUCCUGUUGUGCAGUUUCUGGGUGUCCCGUACGCUACUCCACCCACUGGCGAACGCCGCUUCCAGCCACCCGAGCCACCGUUGUCAUGGCCGGAGAUCCGCAAUGCCACACACUUUGCCCCAGUCUGCCCUCAGAGCAUCGUGGAGGGCCGCCUUCCGGACGUGAUGCUGCCGGUGUGGUUCACCAACAGCAUUGAUGUGGUGUCCACAUACGUCCAGGACCAGAGCGAGGACUGCCUCUAUCUUAACAUCUACGUCCCCACUGAGGAUGGUCCCCUUACAAAGAAACACACUGAUGAUUUAGGUGAUAGUGACCGCACGGACGACGAAGACAUCAGGGAGAGUGGAAGCCCCAAGCCAGUGAUGGUUUUCAUCCACGGGGGCUCCUACAUGGAAGGAACUGGGAAUAUGUUUGAUGGCAGCAUCCUGGCCAGCUAUGGGAAUGUGAUUGUCAUAACUGUCAACUACCGGCUGGGCGUCCUAGGUUUCCUGAGUACAGGUGACCAGGCAGCCAAAGGGAAUUACGGUUUGCUGGACCAGAUCCAGGCUCUGCGUUGGACCAGUGAGAACAUUGCAGCCUUCGGCGGCGACCCGUUACGUAUCACUGUUUUUGGCUCAGGCGCCGGAGCAUCCUGUGUCAACCUGCUCACGCUGUCUCACUACUCUGAGGGAAACCGCUGGAGCAACUCCACCAAAGGCCUGUUCCAGCGGGCCAUUGCCCAGAGUGGCACAGCUCUGUCCAGCUGGGCCGUCAGUUUCCAGCCAGCUAAAUACGCUCGGAUGUUGGCCCGCAAGGUGGGCUGUAACCUUGAGGACACUGUAGAACUCGUGGUGUGUCUUCAGAAAAAACAUUACAAAGAGCUGGUGGAUCAAGACAUCCAGCCAGCCCGCUACCACAUCGCCUUUGGACCUGUUAUUGAUGGCGAUGUCAUACCUGAUGACCCUCAGAUACUCAUGGAGCAAGGUGAGUUCCUCAACUAUGACAUCAUGCUGGGAGUGAACCAGGGCGAGGGCCUAAAGUUUGUGGAGCUGAUCGUUGACAAUGAAAAUGGCGUCCAGGCUAAUGAUUUUGACUACGCCGUGUCCAGCUUUGUGGAUGAUCUCUAUGGCUACCCAGAGGGUAAAGACAUCCUCCGAGAGACUAUCAAGUUCAUGUACACUGACUGGGCUGACAGGCACAACCCAGAAACCCGCCGGAAGACACUGCUAGCCCUUUUCACCGAUCACCAGUGGGUGGCACCAGCUGUUGCCACAGCUGACCUGCACUCCAGUUUUGGGUCACCUACAUACUUCUAUGCUUUCUACCACCACUGUCAGACAGAACAGGUGCCACCGUGGGCGGACGCAGCACAUGGAGAUGAGAUCCCAUAUGUGUUUGGCCUGCCGAUGAUUGGACCAACGGAGCUGUUUCCCUGCAACUUCUCAAAGAAUGACGUGAUGCUUAGUGCCGUGGUCAUGACCUAUUGGACAAACUUCGCAAAAACAGGGGACCCAAACCAGCCAGUCCCCCAGGACACCAAGUUCAUCCACACCAAACCCAAUCGCUUUGAGGAAGUGGCAUGGACACGUUACAAUCAGAAAGACCAGCUUUACCUGCACAUUGGCCUGAAGCCCCGCAUCAAAGAACACUAUCGUGCCAACAAGGUCAACUUGUGGUUGGAGCUGGUUCCUCAUCUGCACAGCCUCAAUGAAGUCACCCAGCUCAUCCCUACUACCACCAAGAUCCCUCCACCAGAGGCUACCAACCGCACCCCAAAGCCUAAGGUUCUGGUGACCAAACGUCCCAACCCGACUCCGUUCCCCACUGAGACCCAAGACAGCCACAACCAGCCACACCUGGUGGACCAGCGUGACUACUCCACUGAGCUGUCGGUGACCAUAGCUGUGGGAGCCUCCCUGCUCUUCCUCAACAUUCUGGCCUUUGCUGCUCUUUACUACAAGAAGGACAAGCGCCGGCAUGACGUCCACAGGCGCUGCAGCCCGCAGAGGAGCGCUGCCAACGACCUGGCCCACACUCAGGAGGAAGAGAUCAUGUCCUUGCAGAUGAAGAAGCACUCGGACCUGGACCGGGACUGCAGGGGAGUGGGCGACUCCCUGCACCCACACGACGUGGUGCUGAGGACUGCCUGCCCGCCGGACUACACUCUGGCCAUGAGGCGCUCACCGGAUGACAUCCCGCUCAUGACUCCAAACACCAUAACCAUGAUCCCCAGCACCAUGGGGGGGCUCACCUCGCUUCACUCUUUCAACACCUUCCCCAGCAGCGGGCAGAAUAACACCCUGCCUCACCCGCACCCACACUCACACUCCACCACCCGGGUAUAGCCCUGUGGAUGCACCCAAGCAGACAGAACUCUGAUGGCUGAGGCAAACGCUAACGCCACUGCUGCUGCAGAGACUUAAGGCCGACAUGCUGACAUACACAGAUAUGUCAGGAGCUGAAACGCCAGCCUGGAGUUGCCAGACACCCAUGGAAUUACACUGGGAUUGUACGACACUCUGUUAAUACCUGAGGGAAUAUAGUCAAGGGAUAUAUUGGGGGCUUGGACCAGAGGGAAAAAAAAGAAUAAUUAUGUUUUUGUAGAAAAAUAAGAGACAAGAAAAAAAAGUACAAAAUAAGGAGUUGAAGAAAAACAACCUCACAAGCUAAAACAAAGAGGAGGACGUUUUUUUAAGAUUAUUUUUGUUCUGAUAUUGCAGCAAAACAAGGUACAGUAAACUACUUUUUCUUUCUAGCGACAGAUAUGGCCUUCGGGAUCUUUUGACAAAUGACUGCUUGACAGUAUUAUCUGGAAGCAGAACAGAGCAUCAGACACGCCUUGGAGGUGAGAAGAGGGGAGCACUUUGUAAAAGAAAGAAAACAUAUUGUUUUCCUGUGGCAUCGCACUACAGAUUACUCUGUUUGUGGGGCACAGAGUAGAUGCCGUGCAAACCAAUUUUGGCAUGUGUUAACUUCGUAAAUGGAGGCUAUGUAAGAUAAGGCAAAAACAAUUGUUGAAAAGAGCAGAGAAAGGACUGACAACUUGAAGGAAAAAAGAAACCCUGUAUGCACAAUGGAAACAUUUUGAGGAAAAAAAUGUCACAGAUACUUUUCAUCCAUUUAUUUUUGAGGAUCGGGAACAAUUUUAUUGUAUAGAACCUAUUUACAUAUCUAGAUCUGUACACUAAGCACCAAGGCUGUUUAAGCCUUCUUCUCUUGGGGGGGGCAUCUAUACUGCAAAUCUGCCAGCAGGACUGAACCAGUGGGAAGUGAGGAUCCACCUAUUGGCUUUCUGGCAGGUCCAACUUCAACACAGAGAGCUGGGGGACAAAGGAUAAUUGGAUAUUUUAGCACGAUGCGCAUGACAAUUUAUCUGCUUGAUGGCUGCUCUGCUGAUUAUGUCAUUAUUAAGAAUAAUUUUCACCCUCUCCCUUGCAUUGGAGCAAUUUCAGAUGGAUUUCCUGAUUGGAUUACAGGAAACACACACCCUCACAGGACCAUGGGAAAUGCAGUUCCAAGUUGUGGAUGUUGUGGGCCCGAGAUUGGGACAGAAAGGGGAGGGGCUGGGGAUAUGGUAAACUUUCUUGCAUAACAUAAUAUAGCUUGAGUGGAGCUGGGCAUAUAAGGACUAGUUUUGUACUCUGUGUGUUGGUACUACUUUUUGAUAGUGGUUAAAUCACAUUACACUGUAUCAAUCAAACUCAUUGUACCUUCAGUUGAGAUCAAUGUUCUUUGCUAUUCUACCUAUUGGACCACUUUACCGUAUAGAAGUAAUUACCUGCACUGUUUAUUCCAUUUCCCAUUUUUUCUUUUCUCUUUAACUGGGAGGUGUGUUGACUGAGUGGCGCAGUGGAUGCCCAUUUCUACGAAAAAAUGGAGGGUGAAAGUAGUGGAGGUGAAUCUUUGGGCUAUGUAGCUUUUCUUUUCCUUUUACCACCCAGGUUCUAUAGAGCUGUUCAGUGAUGAAUGCCUAUACAUGACUAACAGAUGUCAAAGGCCAAGCACAGACUGAUCACAUCAGGUGGAACUCUCUGUUUGGCCUGGAAAUGCACAGCAGGUGGAUGAGAGGAAGCGCUAGGGUCAGGGUAGGUCAAUUCCCGUGACGCACUUUUCAUCUAGUUUUCAUCAUUAGCCAAGGUUGAUCACUUUUGGAGGCACACUGCGUUAUGGGAAGGAAGGGAAAAGGCCUCCCAUAGCAGCUGAGACCCACUGUCAGCCUUCUUUACCUCACUUUAAAGAGCUACUACUUUUCCUUUUGGCCCCACUCUUUUUCUACUAGAGAUUCUCUACUGUCUCAUCUUUUAUUCUGAGUUGACAGGUUGGGGUGUUUAGCAAAACGGUUUCCCUUGCAUCCACACCGCCUUCAGUUUACCGUCUCCUGCAAGGCUGUCUGCCAUCGCUAACAUCUUUAGGUCAGUGAAGCCUCGGCAGCUAACGAUGUUAGCCACUGGAGUAGGAGUGUGUCAUACAGCAAAGCAGACUGCAGUUGGAUCCAGUCACUUAGGAGGUGGGAGUCACAGAGGGAGGAAUACCCUGGAUGGCAAGCCUAUUGUGCUCAGAUAUAGAAAUGUGUACGCUGGCACAGAGAUGCUACUUGGUAAGCUGAAACGCUUGUCUCUCUGUUUUCCCCUCACUAAAGUAUAGAUGUGUGGAGGCCUCUGUUGUGAGAAUACAUCCUGCCCCUUUUGGCUCGCUCACAGGCACUGUGCAGUCAUUCAAAAUAAUGAGUGCAGACUACUGUUACCCCAUAUAACACUGCGGCAGACAAGCUGGAUGAGGAGAUAAAAUCUAGUCUGAUAUAAAGCGUUGCUUUUUGGGAUAAGAUUUAAAUUGAAUAAACUAAUUACGUCUGUUUGCUCCAGAUUGUUUCUUUGGAUGGGCUGAACCAGCAGGGCUUGAUCUUGGAUUUAAACAAAAGAAAGAUUCCAAGGCUAUUAUCACACAUCAUCCUCAUGGGCCAGGGUCUUUUUAAUACCCUUCUCUGUAAAAACAAGCCAACAAUAACAGAAAGUGUGAAUUUCAGAAACGGGUGAAAAUCUGUCCUGUAGGUCUGUUGGCAUUGUAUUGACAGGCCACUAGCUUUCUAGUUCUAGCACUCAGCUUGCACGUUGCUGAUUGGUGGCACACACAUAUGCAAAUGCAAACAUGUGUGUGCAAACACCAUCACACACAACCAUUCGCUAAGUAAUUAGGCCUGGGCUUUCCAAGUGUUUUGGUAUCUACUCAAGAUAUUGUAUAUAGGCUACCACCCUGAUUGCUUGCACUUGGACUCAAGAUUUAUUAGUCCCAUAUAAAAAGCAACAUGACCUUGUUUUUGUAACCCAACCCAAUGGCUGACAAGUAUUUCACAAAAUAUGGAGGAGAACCUUGGAAAGAAAUGCUGAUGUUGGCUGUGUAGCCUACUGAUAGUGAGUGUUGAGAACAUUUUGACAGAAGUAAAAUUCCCUCCCAUGCAACACAAUAUAAUGACCAGGAAGAGAGUUUUCAAUACAUAGUGUAAUUUUAAAAUAUGCAGUUUUAGGGAUCAAACUGUCAGCUGUUUGGGGAUCAGACUACACAAUAUCAGCCUGAUAAUGGCCAAACCUAACAUGAGCAUCAGAUGCGACAGUUGCUCAUUUAAUUUGGGAUGCCUCUAAACAUUGCAACAAAAAGACUAGCAACUCAUUUGUUUGCAUUCUGUCACCUAGUUUGACAACUUCUGCAAUGAAUUCCAUGAUGUUAACCCGUAAGGUCACAGAACACUGUUAGUACACAACAGUAAAAAUGGCAAAGCAGAAGAAGAAUGAUGUUUAAUUUAAUUUAACCAACUGAGCAUCACCCUCGGGUCAUGACCAUUAUGUCAAAUUAAUUACACUUGUGGGUGAGAUGUCCUCCUCUGCAUUUUGCCUCCUAUGAAUUUUGCUCAUCCACACCCAACCUCUUUAUACCGAUUGAGAAGGAAAAAGUCGAUGAAUGGUUCCAGGGUCACUUUCAUACCGAUGACCAUAUUGACACAAAUAAACAUUUACUGGUGGUGCUGUCAGGUGGAACAGGCAAGUCAGUCCCUGGCACCUUCCAGAUCGCAUCUGUGGUCAUAAAAGACCGUCUGAGUAAAAAUCAUUAUUGGUUAGUACAUACCUGCAUGUUUGUCAUAUUGCAUUACAGCACACCGAUACAGCUUUGAGCUCAUGAACAGUAGCAUUAACGUAACAAAAUUGCAGUAGCUUUUUAAAAAGUAAUUAAAUACAACAUCUAAACUUUUGUCAGCCUACACAAUGUGGGUAUGCAGUAAUUAAUAAUUUCAUUGUAAUGAGGAAUACAAUUGGCUGCUGCUACACAGAAACUACCUCUAUGCAUGUAAAUAUCACACAAACUGUGAUAGUGCAUUAGUGUGCAUAGGGUCACCCAUUGAAUUAAACAUGUAAUUGCACUGAUGGGUAAAUAGUCAAGCAAUUUCAGGGCCAUGCUAAGUAGCUGACAGUCGACAGUAGAUGAAUGCUAAUUAAUAACUUGCCAUGCGUUCAAUCGUCUGAUUGAUGAUAGGUGAUAAAUGUAAACCAACUGUAACGUGAGCAGAGUGAGAGAAGUGCUGGUCAGCACCUGACAUGUUUGAAAUUAAAAAUGGAAAUUGCUAGCAGCUGUAGUGAACUUAAUAUAUGGUGGCAAAAAGCUUUAGCAUGUGUGGUGACUAGAUACAGAUAAGACAGUUCUAGUUUUCUCACACAGAACAAGCAGUUAUGCUGGAUUGCUCAAGGCUGUAAAAUUGGACAGACUGACUAAAAUGUUUAUUGGAGAGGAAGUGAUGCAAUGACUCAUGAAUCAGGGGUUACAUAAGUGAGGAAAUGCAUUAAAUAGCUUUAACAUGCCUAGCAACUGGCACAGAAGAAGCAUCGUUACCGAAGCAAAUUGAAACUGUAUCAUUAGCAAGAAAAACUGCAACUUUUGAAAGUAAAAGCACUGUAUGACCUUCUCACCCCAAAGAGAAGGGCUUGCUGUACAGACUGAGAAAGCUAAUCACAGCAUAACUUAUAUCACAGAAAACUUACGUAAGCAGGCGAGGAGGAGUGUUGAGAGAUUGAUUAAAUCUUCAGCUAGCUGCACAUAUUGAGAGACAACUACAGUGGACCUUAGCAUGACUAAUUCACUGGAAAGUUGUGGGGAGAAAAAUCUAAUACAUCAGCAGCAGGAAAAGAAAAGACUGGGAGGAAAUACACACUGACCACAGAGAAAGGACCCAACACCUUUAAUGAGAAUUUGAAGCACUCGCUAGACAGGCUGACAGCAAAAAGUUAUAGAUAGCAUGCUACUUGAUUAACUGCAUUACAGUCUACCAGAGUCAAAGCAGGAUGUCCCAUUUAACACACUGAUGAAAACAUAAAUUAAAUAAAUGAAUAAAUACAUGCAUACAUAUACUACCUGUGUUCAUUUGAACAUACUAACAGUCCCAAUAAUGAGCAUGCAACACAAGAUAUUCAACAUAUUUCCUCACAACUUCACUACCCCAUUUAGACAUUUCAAGUGACAUAAUUUAUUCUCUGGAAGCUAUAUUGGAGGACAUCUGCUUUUCAUAAAAAAGCUUAUUUCAUUUAUCUACUACAUGACGAGGAGUAAUGAUCUCACAAUUAAUGCUGACUAGUUUUGCAUUAACAUGGUAAACUGUUAGCUACAUGUUAACCUGUUAACCAUGUUAGCUUCAUGUCUGGUCACCGGCUACUGUCUUCUUGUUGUCACCUCCUUAUAUGUGGCUACCAGACUGAUAUUAAAAGUCCCCUGUAGAUUCAACAUUGAUCACAAAAAUACAUACAUACAUGUUAUUUCAUGGCCUAACAAACAUGUUGAAUGCAUUUCCUACCUCAUAAAACAUUAAGAAAGUUUUUUGUGAAUGUUUAGAAACGUGCAUUGUUUUAUUCAGCUUCUAAUCCUCUUUCUCUUUGUUAAUGGCACAUUGCAUAUUUUAUUAUGCAUUACUAUCACCAACUGUUAUUUAUUUUCCAGUAUGUGCAUUUUCAUGCCAACAGACCUGCUCAUGAAAACAUUGCUCAACAGCACCACUAGUGGUCAAAAUCAUCACAGGGUACCUUUAAUGUUGAUGUCUCCUACAAAAGCUCAGCUGACAUUUAAAUUACAACAUAUGCGUUCAAGUAAGGGCUAGGUCUAAAAAGACAAAGGCUAACAACAGUUUAUAAUGAGUAAACUGAAAUGGAAAGAAAUUUUCCUUAUCUGAGCAUUAAUUUGAACCUGUGUACAAAAUAAGUGCAACUGCAGCAGCUCAGGUAUCUCACUCUGGAGUCCAAUUAUCUCUCAAAGAAGUGUUUUUUGCAUGCAAAAGUACAAAUUUUGAAAAGUAAGAGCAGAUGGGAGGUAUUCCCAUUUACAUAAACAAAUAUGUCUUUUGAUUUCAAAUUCAGCAAUCAAACAGAAAAAAAAAUGCUCAAUUCAGGCAUAAUUGUACCAUUAAGAAUGAACGGGGCAAGUAUUCCCCUGGACCUCAUGUCAAAAUGGAAAACCUCCAUCAGCAUUUAACCAUUGCUGAACACUAAAAUCUCUCCACUGAAACCAAGACUGCUGAAAUUAUUUUUACAGCUCUCUUUGAGGCAGGGAAACUCACCCACCUAUCCCUUGAUAGAGGAAACAUUAGGCCUUUAAACUAAGAACUAAUAACAAUAAAACAUGACUGGAUAGUUAAACGAGCAAAUAAAAUAUGAAAAGAAGCUAAAAUUUAAUUGCAGGUUUUAUACUGUUUAAAUGUAGCUGUGGCCAUUUUAACAAGACACAUAAUGACUUUUUUUUGUGGAGAAGGGUAUACCUUUUGUUUAAGUUCACUGGACCAUAAAAACAUACAUAAUGCUUGAUAUUUUACACAUUCUUUUCAGUUUUUGGCUCUUGCUCAUGUUCUUAGACCAUGAAAAUUUCAAUAUUUCCUCAAGACUUUGAGGUCAUUUCGAGGAUAGAGAAUGGGUGCAACAUACAUGAGCAGGAGUGUGUUUUUUAUGUGUUUGGUGAAACAUUCAUAUAUGUCCAAAAGACACAGAAUCUGUGGCAUAGGUGUAGACUUUAAAACAUGGCCUGCAAAAUACUGUAUGUCAGCAUUACAUGAGUCUCCUUUGUUCAUCAUCCAACCAGCUCUUUACUGAGGGCAUUUACAUAUCCUGAUGUUGUUCAUUUUUCAGUUCAAAUGACACUCCAUUGCCAAUAACUAAAGCUUGUGAACAUCUCUUCCAUUAAUGUUGGUUUCUGCAAUGUGCUAAAUUUCGGUUUCUGUGUUAAUAUUUUGAAUAUUUUGCUUAUUUUAUGUCAUGACACCUGGCUUGUCCCAAAUAAUACUUUUGUUUUUAUUUAUUGGCUGGGUAAUUGUUAUUUAGAUAUAACAACAGUGUGCACAUCCAAAUGGCAGAUGUAAGAUAAUAAGUCUGAGAACGCUGCAGAGAUGAGAAUGACUCCCAUCUAGUGUCACCCUCCUUUAAAACUGUGUCUCCAUCAUGCAAAGAAGGGAACUCCAAACCAAUCCAGGUAGCAUUUCUUCAGUCAUUUCUGUUGAAUCCCAACACCAGUAUGUUUUAAGGAGCCAGUCUAGCUGGGGGAGACCGAAUCCACACAGUUCGGGACUGGAGACAUUUAAGAAACCCUGUUCUAGGGGGGAUGCUUCACUUUUGUUCCAGUGUAAAUCUGCCCUGACCGCGGUCGACAGUCAGCCUGUGCUGUAGUGUAGUGUACAGACAGGGAGGGGAGGAACGAGCACUGCGAAUGAAUGUAACGCAAUGUGCCAUUUUUCUAACCUCAAAUUGCAGCAGAAGCAACUACAACCAAACCUCAGAUUCAUCCCAAGAGGUUUUUGCUAGCAGUUCGAUAACUUAAAGGGGGAUUUGUUCUUUGAAUGCCAUGUGAAACAGGGGGCACUAUGUGAGCUGGUCUGGCAUUUGUAAUGUAGAUUAUUUGUCACUUGUCUUUCUUUCUGGUUAAAUAGUAAUUACUCUUCUGGAGCACAAUAAAUGAUUUUAAUAUGCUGAUA
Messenger RNA from Thunnus maccoyii (southern bluefin tuna), 11284 nucleotides. RefSeq names its product neuroligin 1 (gene nlgn1). Gene Ontology annotation, molecular function: signaling receptor activity; neurexin family protein binding. The coding region runs from base 1050 to 3641 and encodes 863 amino acids. Lineage: Eukaryota; Metazoa; Chordata; Actinopteri; Scombriformes; Scombridae. The record is from RefSeq and is a predicted model, not a curated record. The transcript is spliced from 12 exons. Gene Ontology annotation, biological process: modulation of chemical synaptic transmission; neuron cell-cell adhesion; presynaptic membrane assembly. Gene Ontology annotation, cellular component: postsynaptic specialization membrane; cell surface; synapse.